Messenger RNA from Rubroshorea leprosula, 308 nucleotides. The record is from the annotation of a GenBank genome assembly. Lineage: Eukaryota; Viridiplantae; Streptophyta; Magnoliopsida; Malvales; Dipterocarpaceae.
UGCAUUCCUAUCCUUCAUUAUUGCCAUCAUACAAUAAUGAAAGAAGUCCUUCAAAGAAAUUUAGGCAAUAAUGAGGUCACUUGUCUUGUCUGGAUACCUGUUGCAGCUAGAGUGUAACAUUGAGGGGUGGAUGAAGGAAGCUUCAGCUUGGCGCAAGGUUAGACGAAAGGACUUUUAGGUAUAACUCUACUUGCACAUGGACAUAGUUUUAUUAUUCUUUAACAUUAAAUCUAUUUUUAAGAAAAGGGAUAAUAAGGAAAUAGUACCAAACCUCUUAUUUCAUGAUACAAGAAAGUUCUUUUAUUUUG